GGAUUAGAAUAGCGGCGCCGAUGGGCUGUGCCUGGCGCCAUCCGCGUGCGCCACCACCACCAACCGCCCCCCGACGGCCGACGCCAUGCUCUCCCUCGCCCGCCGCCCGCUCUCCGCCGCCGUCCCCGCCGGCAACCUCCUCGGCAUCCACCUCUUCCAGUGCCCCGUACGCCCCUCUCCUAUCUAUUCCCCCCAUCUCAUUUUCCCCCUCUCUUCUUCCUCUCGGAGCCGAUGUGAAGAGUUUCCUGCUGGUGGCCAGGACGCGGUGGGCAUCGUGGCCAAGCUGUCCGAGUGCAUCGCCUCCCGCGGCGGCAACAUCCACAGCGUCGACGUCUUCGUCCCCGACGACGCCCCCGUCUUCUACGCCCGCAGUGAGUUCACCUACAACCCGAGGCUCUGGCCGCGCGACGUGCUUCGCACCGACUUCCUCCGUCUGUCAGACUGCUUCGGUGCACAAAAGUCUACUGUGCGAGUACCUGACAUUGACCCCAAGUACAAGAUUGCAGUCCUCGCGUCCAAGCAGGACCAUUGUUUGUUUGACUUGCUGCAUAGAUGGCAAGAAGGCAGACUCCCAGUUGACAUUCAUUGUGUGAUAAGCAACCAUGAUCGACCUGUAGAUAAUCAUGUGAUGCGUUUUCUUCAGAGGCACGAAAUCCCCUAUCAUUACUUACCUACGACUUCUGGGAAUAAAAGGGAACAGGAGAUACUAGAAUUGAUUGAAGGUACAGAUUUUGUUGUGCUGGCAAGAUAUAUGCAGGUAAUGUCUGAAGGCUUUCUUAAAGCAUAUGGGAAAGAUAUUAUUAAUAUUCACCAUGGCCUCCUUCCCUCGUUCAAAGGAGGAAGUCCUUCUAGACAGGCCUUCAAUGCUGGGGUGAAGUUGAUUGGUGCAACUAGCCAUUUUGUUACUCCAGAACUUGAUGCUGGGCCAAUUAUUGAGCAGAUGGUUGAACGGGUUUCUCACAGAGACACGUUACAUAGCUUUGUUGUGAAGUCUGAGAACCUUGAGAAGCAGUGCCUGGCAGAAGCUAUCAAGUCAUACUGCGAGCUCCGUGUGCUACCAUAUGAAGUGAUGAAGACUGUUGUGUUUUGAUUUUUUUAUGGAUUAUUACGAUGUGUAUUCUUUUUUUUCUUUCAAAAAUGAGCAAUACAUUAUUCUUUUGUUAAUAUAUUCACGUCGAGCCAUUAGGUGUAUCUUAACCUGGGUUGAAGUUAUGAGAAUAAUCAGGCAAUAUUACAUA
Messenger RNA from Triticum urartu, 1238 nucleotides. Its product is annotated as formyltetrahydrofolate deformylase 1, mitochondrial. Gene Ontology annotation, biological process: 'de novo' IMP biosynthetic process. The record is from RefSeq and is a predicted model, not a curated record. NCBI's taxonomy places the organism in Eukaryota, Viridiplantae, Streptophyta, Magnoliopsida, Poales, Poaceae. Gene Ontology annotation, molecular function: formyltetrahydrofolate deformylase activity.